This is a messenger RNA of Cucurbita pepo subsp. pepo (vegetable marrow), 2493 nucleotides long. RefSeq names its product RNA-binding KH domain-containing protein RCF3. Gene Ontology annotation, molecular function: RNA binding. The record is from RefSeq and is a predicted model, not a curated record. NCBI's taxonomy places the organism in Eukaryota, Viridiplantae, Streptophyta, Magnoliopsida, Cucurbitales, Cucurbitaceae.
GGGGACAACAUAGAGAGUAAUUUUGUAGAGAGUAAAAUCAGUCCCCAGGGUCAAAACCCUAGAUAGACUCCGGCACAGGAAGUCUCGAGAAUCAACGAUCGUUUCCCAAAAAUUAUCGAUUUCGAACAGUCGGUCUUCGCCUCACAUUGAUACCCUUCUUCUUCAUUGUUCGUCAAUCUACAGAUAUAACCAAUUUUUCAGUCCAUGGCUGGUCAGAGGAACAGUUAUGGAAAACGGAACCAUUCUCAGUCUGAUUAUGCUGAAAAUGGAGGGAACAGACGCAGAAGUCAUGGUGAUGACCGAGACCAGUUUGUCAUAGAUCCAGAGGAUACUGUUUACCGGUAUUUGUGCCCUGUAAAAAAGAUUGGUAGUGUUAUUGGAAGAGGAGGGGAGAUAGUGAAGCAGUUAAGGAUAGAUACUAAAUCAAAGAUUAGAAUUGGAGAAACAGUGCCUGGAUGUGAUGAGCGUGUUAUAACUAUCUACAGUCCAAGCAAUGAGAUUAAUUCCAUGGAAGAUAGUGAUUAUGUUUCUCCUGCUCAGGAGGCUUUGUUUAAAGUGCAUGAUAGAGUUGUGGCUGAUGACUUAAAUGAGGAGGAAUCUGAGGGAGGAGGUCACCAUGUCACAGCGAGAAUUCUUGUACCAUCUGAUCAAAUUGGUUGUAUUAUUGGGAAAGGUGGGCAGAUUGUGCAGAAUAUUCGCACUGAGACUGGGGCACUGGUUCGAAUUCUUAAGGAUGAUCAUUUGCCACGUUGUGCUCUGAAUUCUGAUGAACUUGUCCAGGUUUCUGGUGAACCCUCGAUUGUGAAGAAAGCCUUGUACCAGAUUGCAUCUCGACUGCAUGACAAUCCAUCACGAUCUCAGCAUCUACUUGCUUCUGCCAUACCUGGUGUCUAUGCUUCUGGUGGUUCAAUUUUGGCUCCCACACAUGGUGCUCCAAUAAUGGGAUUAGCCCCAUUGGUUGGUCCGUAUGGAGGUUAUAAAGGUGAUGGUGGUAAUUGGUCCAGGUCUUUAUAUUCAGCUCCAAGAGAUGAAUUGUCUUCAGCAAAAGAGUUUUCUCUCCGACUGGUAUGUCCAAGUGAAAAUAUUGGAGGUGUCAUUGGAAAAGGUGGAGCCGUAAUCAAUCAAAUUAGACAGGAGACUAAGGCUGCCAUAAAAGUUGAUAGUUCUACUGAAGGAGAUGAUAGCUUGAUUAAUAUUUCAUCUAAGGAGUUCUUUGAAGACUCAUAUUCUCCCACAUUGGAAGCUGCAUUGCGCUUGCAACCAAGAUGCAGUGAGAAAGUAGAAAGAGAUUCUGGGAUUAUUUCAUUCACAACCCGCCUGCUUGUGCCUACAUCACGAAUUGGUUGCCUAAUUGGUAAAGGUGGAGCUAUCAUUACUGAGUUGAGAAGGCUCACCAAAGCUAAUAUUCGAAUACUGUCAAAAGAGAACCUUCCUAAGGUUGCCUUGGAGGAUGAUGAAAUGGUGCAGAUAUCUGGGGAUCUUGAUGUCGCCAAGGAGGCUCUUGUACAUAUAGUGACUAGGCUAAGAGCCAACCUUUUUGAUAGAGAAGGUGCUCUCUCUGCUAUGCUGCCUGUUCUGCCUUAUCUUCCCCUAUCAGCUGAUGGUUCAGAUAGUCUAAAUUAUGAUGGGAGAGAUAGUAAAAGACACGGGCGUGGACAUUCUUAUUCUAGUGGUUAUGGGGGUUUCGGUGAUUUGGCUGCUGGUGAUGGUUAUGGAAGUUACAGUGGUUCACAGAUUGGUGGUGGUGGAGGCAAUGCAUACGGGGCCUAUGGAAAUUUUUCUAUGGGACGAAGUGGUAGCUCAGGGGUUUCCGGACAUGGCAGUGAACCUCGGAGGAGAAAUUAUUCCUAGCUUGGCAGUCAUUAUUUACAGCUGAGAUUUAUGAAGCCUGAGGCCAGCCUACUGCCUUAACCUGAAGACCAGAUGAACCAGCGUUUGAUAUAUUCAUGGCCCACCUUGAUGCUACCUUUAGUCGGACUAUGCCUGAAGAUCUUGUUGACUCUUAAUUCUAACUCGUCCACACACCAAGAUGACCAUGAAUAAAAUCUUGAGCUCCUAAGAACCUACUAGCCGAAAUUCCUGGGUUUUUUUGUUGUUUUUUCCUGCACAAAUAUUGAACUACGAAACCAUGUUUACUUCCGCAAUGGACACCCGUGGAGUUUUCGUUUUGUGUGGUUUUACUGCUAUAAAAGAUUCGUUUAUAAUUCACGAUGUCCAGGAAGUUCCUUUUCUUCAUUUUUCUUUUCUAUUCUUUUUUACCAUGGAGUGCAGCCCAUAUCUGCAUCGUUCACCUGAAUUGUGCAGGGAUUAAGUGUCACACCCUGCUCUCUUGCACCCAACAGUCAUUCAUUUUUAUGGCGAUAUAACAUCCCUACUUUAGACUUGUUAAUUUCUGAAAAAAAGGGUUUUCUUAUUUAGUAGCAAGAGUACUCCUACUCAGGGGUAGCGUGUUUGAUCCUUUGAGUGAACUUAAUAAGAACAACCUUUGGUGUC